AGAGCGAGCUCCUGCUGAGGUCUGAAAGAGGGUCUCGGUCGCUGUUAGUUAAACAGAGUUCAAGCUCUAUCCAUCAACAAGCUCUUCUCCCUGGCCGCAAGGCUGCGGCCACACCGGAGCGUCUCCACCGCAUCCUACAUUCCGAUGAUCUCGAUGCUCCUCAAGGUGGGGCUCGAUCCAGCGCGUUCCCAAUCACGUCGCGUGGGCGGAGCCUGACUCUCGCGCUCUCUUCGCUGUGUCGCCGCCUGCCCAGCCUGUUCUGAACAUGACAAAAAGCGAAAGGAUGGAGCGAGUGAAGUAAAUCCCUGCUGUUUGAUUCCUCACUGCCACUUUUUUGGCUUAUAUUGGAAGACAGCGCCGGGUUUGGAUACGGGAAAGCCUGCGCAUUAGUAGUUGAGAGAGCAGCUGUCUGCCUGGUUGAAGCGCUCAACCCACAGCAGUUCAGAUCAGAUUUCACAUUCAGCUCCGACCAGCUCAGCUGUGAGAAGCAACCAGAGAGGGCUCAUUGCUCCGCUCUCCCUUCUCUCUAACGCCACCCUUUUCUUUUUUCUGUUGGCGGAGCGUCUCUUAAACGCUCAUACGAAGAAAAACCAUCGCAAAGACCGGGAUUUAUUCCCCUCUCUUUUCCGUCCUCCCUUCUCCUCCUCCUCUUUUUACUGUGUAUUUUUGCAGGAAAUUAGCAGCCUGGGCGCCUCAGAGAAUUAGAUCAAAAAUAAAGGGUGACCGAAAGACAUGGACGAGCAGCCCAGGUUGAUGCACUCUCACACGGGGAUAGGCAUGGCGGGGCACCCCGGCCUGCCGCAGCACAUGCAGGAAGGCACCGGAGGAGCCGACGGCGACGGGAGGAAGCAGGACAUUGGAGACAUUUUACAGCAAAUCAUGACCAUCACGGACCAAAGUCUGGACGAAGCCCAGGCCAGGAAACACGCUCUCAACUGUCACAGAAUGAAGCCAGCCCUUUUCAACGUCCUGUGCGAAAUCAAAGAGAAAACAGUGCUCAGCAUCCGUGGCGCCCAGGAGGAGGAGCCUCCCGACCCCCAGCUCAUGCGCCUGGACAACAUGCUGCUGGCAGAGGGUGUGUCUGGCCCAGAGAAAGGCGGGGGGUCUGCGGCGGCGGCGGCUGCAGCGGCAGCCUCAGGAGGGGUGGGGGCCGACAACUCAGCGGAGCACUCAGACUACAGGGCCAAGCUGUCCCAGAUCAGACAGAUCUACCACACAGAGCUGGAGAAGUAUGAACAGGCCUGUAACGAGUUCACCACCCAUGUGAUGAACCUGUUGCGGGAGCAGUCGCGCACACGGCCCAUUUCGCCCAAAGAGAUCGAGCGCAUGGUGAGCAUCAUCCACCGCAAGUUCAGCUCCAUCCAGAUGCAGCUCAAGCAGAGCACCUGCGAAGCCGUCAUGAUCCUGCGCUCCCGCUUCCUCGAUGCCAGGCGGAAACGACGGAACUUCAACAAGCAGGCGACAGAGAUCCUGAAUGAGUAUUUCUACUCACACCUCAGUAACCCCUACCCCAGCGAGGAGGCCAAAGAGGAGCUGGCUAAGAAGUGUGCCAUCACAGUGGCCCAGGUUUCCAACUGGUUUGGGAAUAAAAGAAUCAGAUACAAGAAAAACAUUGGUAAGUUCCAAGAAGAAGCCAACAUGUAUGCUGCAAGAACUGCCGUGAAUGCGGCUAAUGCAUCCUCACAUGGAAGCCAAGCAAAUUCACCCUCCACUCCAAACUCUGCAGGUUCUGCUGGCUCUUUUAACAUGUCAAACUCCGGGGACUUGUUCAUGAGCGUGCAGUCUCUCAAUGGGGACUCAUACCAGGGGGCUCAGGUGGGAGCCAACGUGCAGUCACAGGUGGAUACCCUUCGCCAUGUUAUCAGUCAGACAGGCGGAUACAGUGAAGGACUCACAGCCAACCAGAUGUACAGUCCGCAGGGCAUCAAUGCAAACGGUGGCUGGCCCGAUGCUCCGACCCCCUCAUCAGUGACUUCACCCACAGAAGGACCCGGAAGUGUUCACUCGGACACCUCCAACUGAUCCUCCACCCCCUCACUCAUCUGUUCUCUGAUUCCCACCUUCACUGCCCCUCCGGUUCUUUCCCCCCAGAAUUGAAAUCCCUAUCCAUCCUGCAGGACUGGAUGUGACCCAAGGCAGUUGGGGACUGGGGACGAUGCUUCCACCAUUAAGGACAAAAACCUUUUUUUUUUUUUGUCUGGACCUCCACGGCAGUUUACCCAGCCUGCAGAGGGGACUCAUGUCUGGACUUCACAGUUUGUAUAUUUUCCACUCAAUGUCCAAGUUGCCUCUUUGUAUUUCACGUUUUCUUAUAAAUUCAUCCUGUACGCUCACAGUCAGCAGCAUCAAGCCCGACGUCUGGUUACUUAAAGCCCACUCACACUACCUCUGAUUAAAUUCCAACACAGCAAACAAUUCAAAUGCAACUCCUAAUUUAAAGUCUGUUUCUGUUCCUGUUGUCAGGUUAUUUUUAUUCAUCUGUAGUGCCAAAGUCCAACCCUGGAGGUGAAUCUGGGUUCGGUUUUAUCUUCUGCCCUAACAAAAUUCAUGCCAUUCUUUGAGUGUCUUGUAAAAGGACCAUUUCCACAUUUUGUCAGGUUGCAACCACAAACUUCGGUGUAUUUAUUGGUGGAUUUUAUGUGACACAACAUAAAUUGUGCAUAACCAGGAAGAUGAUGAGAAAUUUAGAAAUUUAUGUUACAAAUAAAAUUUCUGCAAAUUCUGUGCAAAUAUAAAUAUGUAAAAAAAUGUGUAAUGAAUUUGUAUUUAGCCAAUAUGAGCCAAUACUUUAUAGAACCACCUUUUGCUGUAAUCAUCUGAGAGUCUUUUGGUUUAUGUUUCUAGCAGCUUUGCACAUCUACAGACUGACAUUUUGGCCCAUUGUUCUCUGCAGAAUUGCUCAACUUCAGCCGACUGGAUGGAGAGCAUCUGUGAUCAGAUUUAUGUCUGGACUUUGACUGGGCCAUUCAAACACAUGAAUAUGCUUUGAUGUAAACCAUUCCAUUGUAGUUCCGGCUGUAUGUUUAAGGUUGUUCUCCUGUUGGAAGGUGAACCUUGGGGAUGGUGUGUUGAGAGUAAUAUUCAGAGUUAGUUGGUGGUUGUAAAAUGAUAAAAUGUGAAAAAGUUCCAGGGCUAAAAAUAGUUUUGCAAGGCACUGUUGUUGAGUCAUGUAUUAAAAUAAAAAGUAUUCAGGCUUGGUUUAAAGUGAUCCAGUAGUUUUGUCGCCACACUAGUUGUGUUUUUGACAACAUUUAGCCCAGUGUCACAGUCCAGUUAAGGAUUAAAUGAGAGGUUUAUAAAUUGACUCAAAUUUAGACAAAUGUUCCGCCUCGUUCCUAGGCGCCGUUUCCAGUACAUCCUGGAAAAUAUAUCAGAAACCAGAAAGUGACAAGGAUGAGUACAGCAGGUCAGUAUGAAAUAAAGCACAAUGAAGCCUGCCGAUUGGAGGGCAGGAUCCGUAACCAUAGAAGUCAUACUCAUCACUACCUGUUCAGAUUCUGUAUAUCAGGCCAAAUACUGCUGGUAACCAAAUCUAAGUGUCAUAGUGUUUGGGGGGGGGUCACUUUUUAUUUAGUUAAGGACAUACAUGUCUAAACAUUAUCCCACAGAACAUCACAUGCAGUGCAGAACACACUGGACUGAUUUUGUGCCAAAUGUGGAGCAAGAAAGAAACAUUUUUCCACACUCAAAAUGUCCAGUUGGGAAGAAACCAGAGAAAAACCUUUAUGAAUAUUUGGCACAGAUGAAGCUUCAUUUACCUUGUUCUCUGUUCUUAAAGUGACACCUCACUUAUCUACAGGAAUCAACCCAAAUGUGAGCAUCACUCUGUGACUUGUGUUGUAUGUACAGAAUAAGUUUUUAUCGAAGCUAAUCACGCUUACAGAAGCUCUCGCACCACAGAGACGUGAACAUACUUUGAUACCAAAAAUCUUUGAAUUUUAAGCAUUGGAAUCAGCUUUAGAAGUGUCUGGUCCUCUGCAGGACCAGUAGGGUUCUCCUGAUGCUCCUGUACCAAAUAAAAGCAGUGUGCAUACAGAAGUGUUUCUAGGAAUCCAAAAAGAAACCGUUACCCUGGCGACACAUAGUUUUUCUGUGUCAAUAAAUCAUCUGCGUUUAUUUUGUGCUGUUUCUCUCGAUGCUACCGCUGUAUGUGUAUUAGCCCCAGAAUGCUCCAUAUACAGUAUGUAGAUAUGCACCUUUACUCUUCUUUCACAUAUUUGGAUUUGGACGGUAUCUUGUUUUUUUAUGUUCCCAUGUACUCAGACCAUAGACUGAAGCCUGCCAUUCUGAGGAGGUUCUAAUGGAGACCUUUGCUUUUUAGGCCAACAGGAAACUAAAUUCAGUCCACAAACGUCACAAAACUGCCUGAAAACCAUGUUGUUUCUGUUAUUUUCUAAAGAUGUCAGCGUGUUUGUAUUUAUUACAUUGUUUGAAAUCAUAGAUUUCAGAGCUCCAGCGUUGGUGUCAUAACACCAGACAAACAUAUUGAGAUGACUGAGAACAGGACCCCCCCACCCCCACCUUGACUCACCUGAGGGGCCGUGCAGCAUUGAAGAACCUGCCUCACUCAUGUCUUCAGAAGGCAUCGGACAGAACUGACAGCGCCGGCCAUGCAAGGAAAACUCAAGUUUUUUUUUUUCUUUUUCUUCCAUUUCUUUUUUUUCAAAGAAGGCGCAACACUUCUUUUCACAUUUGCCUGUCAAAUAUAACUGAAGCUUCAUGUGAUGACGCUUUUUAGUUUUCUGUUAUAAAAGAAAAGAGACAUGGGUGGAGAAAGGAACAAUUUGUAAAACAUGAAAUGUUUUAUUUGUUGCAUGUCUUUUUGUUCUUCAAUAAAAUAACGUACUGCAGUGUUUUGAAUGUUACCGUCUUUUUUAUAAGGAUUUCAGAGUGUAAUCGAGGAACCUUUUUCUUGACAGGUUUUAACUUUGAAGAUAUCUGAUUAUGUAAAAAAAAAAAAAAAAGUAUCAAAUGGAGAAAUAUUGUCUUUUUAAUUACAAAUCACACUCUGUUGUCUGUUAGCUGAAAGGUGUAGGGUUUCUGGUCUCUUAUUUGUAUUGGCAAUGCCUAUUCCAAAUAAACCCUUUUUUUUGUUGUUGCGUA
Messenger RNA from Girardinichthys multiradiatus, 5103 nucleotides. Its product is annotated as pre-B-cell leukemia transcription factor 1. The record is from RefSeq and is a predicted model, not a curated record. Gene Ontology annotation, biological process: animal organ morphogenesis; neuron development; eye development. Gene Ontology annotation, cellular component: nucleus. NCBI's taxonomy places the organism in Eukaryota, Metazoa, Chordata, Actinopteri, Cyprinodontiformes, Goodeidae. Gene Ontology annotation, molecular function: DNA-binding transcription factor activity, RNA polymerase II-specific; RNA polymerase II cis-regulatory region sequence-specific DNA binding. The coding region runs from base 733 to 2022 and encodes 429 amino acids. The transcript is spliced from 9 exons.